AUGAAAUCGUCCUAUCGCUUUAAGAACAAAAUCCUUGUACGUACAAAAGGGGACAUCAUGGCCAUGACGUUGGGGCUGACGCUGCUACUGCUGGCAGUAAGUGCUGUUUCCUCAGACGCGGUACAAUUUGACGUGCGUCGCCGAUCUGAAAAGUGCCUCAGCGAUGAAGUGGCUCAGGGAAGCCUCGUGGUGGUACAUUACGAUGUGAUUGGUGGUGUGCGCGGUCAGUCUGGUGUUGCGCUAUCCAUCACGGAUCCACUGCGGAAAUUUCUCAAGCAAGAUACCAACAUCGACACAUCAUCCGACGAUAUUCACAAAUUUUCAUUUACUGCCGAUACUGGUGGUAGCUAUGCUGUAUGCUUUGUAAACAAUAAUGACAAGCCAAUGCGUGUUAUGCUCGACUUUAAACACGGUGUGGAGGCCAAGGACUACACAGAAGUGGCAAAACGUGAGCAUCUCAUGCCCGUGGAGAAAGAAUUACGCAAGAUGGAAGACACCGUGGAAGAAAUUCAUCGCGAGAUGCUUUAUAUGCGCGAGCGUGAGGCCACGAUGCGCAACACAAAUGAGUCGACCAAUUCUAGGGUGCUCUGGUUUAGCUUUUUUUCAAUCGCUGUGUUGCUCGGUAUGGGCAUAUGGCAGGUUAUGUACCUUAAGAAGUUUUUUAAAAGCAAGAAACUUAUCUAA
Molecule: messenger RNA, 684 nt
Organism: Plasmopara halstedii
Lineage: Eukaryota; Oomycota; Peronosporomycetes; Peronosporales; Peronosporaceae
Product: transmembrane emp24 domain-containing protein 10-like
Exons: 1
Coding region: 1-684 (227 amino acids)
Biological process (GO): Golgi organization; endoplasmic reticulum to Golgi vesicle-mediated transport; intracellular protein transport
Cellular component (GO): endoplasmic reticulum; Golgi apparatus; COPII-coated ER to Golgi transport vesicle
Source: RefSeq, a predicted model, not a curated record